AAAAAAAAAUAAAAAUAAAAAUAAAUACAUUGUAAGUCUAUUUUUGUGGUGGGAUACUAAUAAUCAUUCAUUAAAAUAAUAAAUAAAAAUAAUAUAAUUCCCUUAACGGAUUAACGGAAUAACGACUUCCGGGAAGGCCAGAGCCACAUCCCUCGCUUCCUAUUUCCCCCAAACAGAGAAUGGUCAGACCAAUGAACCAACCAGACAUGAAUUUCUGCACCGUUUCCGUUUCAAUCGCCACCAACACCACCGCAUCCCUGCUUCCCUCAAACCCUAGUUUCAGAAUCAAAUCCAUGGCGGUGGAAAGGAGUCCGAAAGCCUUCACAUCCGCUACUGAAGCUCGAGUUUCGCUGCUCCAGGCUCUUGCCUUACAGACCUUCUCUCUCUCCCAGCGACGUAAAUUUCUAUUGGAAGUAGGGAGCGAGGCCGCAAAGUAUGUAAUUCCCUCGAGGAGGUUCGAGAGUCGUACUUUGGAGGAAGCUUUGAUGUCGGUUCCCGAUCUCGAGACUCCUAAUUUUAAGGUUUUGCGGCGAAAUGAUCAGUAUGAGAUUAGAGAAGUGGAGCCAUAUGUAAUUGCGGAGACUACAAUGCCUGGAAAUUUUGGGUUUGAUCUGAAUGGAGCGUCUAAAUCCUUCAAUGUGCUGGCUGAGUAUCUUUUUGGUAAGAACACAAGGAAGGAGGCAAUGGAGAUGACUACUCCUGUUUUUACAAAGAAAUCAGUCUCUGAAGGGGAGAAAAUGGAAAUGACAACCCCUGUGAUCACUAAAAAGGUGGCUGAUCAAGACAAGUGGAAGAUGUCUUUUGUUAUGCCCUCAAAGUAUGGAACAGAUUUGCCUUUACCCAAUGAUCCUUCAGUUACCAUUAAAAAGGUGCCAAGGAAAAUUGUUGCGGUUGUUGCGUUUUCAGGGUUUGUCUCUGAUGAUGAAGUUGAGCGUCGUGAAUCCAAACUUCGCGAUGCGCUUAAGAGUGAGACUGAUUAUCGUGUAAAGCAAGAUGCUUCUGUUGAAGUUGCUCAGUACAAUCCACCAUUCACGUUACCAUUUACUCGUCGUAAUGAGAUUGCUCUGGAAGUUGAGAGAGUGAAAGGGUAGACAGUGGAAGUAUUUCUUACAGCCACUAAGACUUUUUCCCUCUGUAAAUCUGUUGCCCUAAUGUACCUACCUUUAGCUAAGGCAGGAAAGCUACAGAAUGUGAUGUAAAUAAGUUUCAGUUUUCUGUAUAUGUUAAAAAGAUCGUCCCAACAAGUGAUUGCCUCACUUGUUAUUCACACUAAACAUAUUAUUUUGAAUCCACUGGACAUUAAACAUGCAAAUUUUAGAUAGAAAAGCAAGAGAAAGACACCUUUAAAGCAUCAGUAUGGUAGCCAUCCUUUCCACAUUUCUUGGACAUAUCUUAUCACCCUGAAGACUGCAACUCAUAUGGCUUUUAACAUUGUUCAUUAUUGGGUUCCUGAAUUGCAUGCGGAGUUUAAAAUUUGUAUUCGAAAAGAGUGAUAGAUAAAUGUUAGGUUCAUCUAAUUCUGAUAAACAACAACCAAUUUGGUGGAGAUUAUAGUUGUUAAUGUAGUACUACUGUAUGUUUCUUUUUGGUAGAUUCGAUAGAAGUGACUUUCCUGUGAGGAACAGAAUCUGGUAACUAUCCUGUAUUAUAGCUUCCUUGCCGCUGCAUAUCACGGAGGCUGAGGUUUACAUUUCUGUGUUAGAUUACAUUGAUUUUGUUCUUUUACAACCAAGGAACGAGCUGCGAUCUAUUUCGUUCCUCAAUUCUUUUUUUUUUUUUUUUACAUGGACUAAUAAUAAUAUUAUAUCAAGAAACCACACAGUUUCCUUCCGGUAUGCUUUCCAGUUCAGGCGUCCACCCGAUAGCUCUGUCUUUAUGAUCACAUCUUAAGUUGUUAUCAAUAUCAUUCAAUUUUGCGCAAGACGGACUCUUAGAAAUCAUAUCAUCAACUGUAACUCCAGUACCUUUCUCUAAUAUGGCCUGCAACUGUUGCUUACUGAUUACGAUCUUAAUCCUCAGAACUCCACUUGCUUCUCCCUUUUCGGCUCCGGCUUCAUCCGGAGUUGGAGUCGCAAACCGAACAGUCUUCUUCUUUCUGGCCUUCGGAGGAGCAACCAGCGGAGGAAGAAGAUAGUAGACACGACCGCCGAUCAUAUCUUCGUCGGGUCUUAGAUGUUGGACGACAGGCAAUGCAUCGCAUAAUGCAUGGCCACUGAAUUUGGAUAGAAUCUGAUGGACUUUCAUUGGAGGUUUGUAUUCGAGCGUUUCUCCAUUUGCUUUUAUGACCUUGAUCACUUUCUGCUGCAGAAUAAUGCAAUUCCCCAUCGAAUUUUUUUUGAAAUGGUGAAAUCAAAUUGAAUUUGUUGUGCAAAUUAGCACUGAUGUAAAAAAGAAUGGUAUACUUCAGUAAAAGGAGUUCUGUUGUUUGGAGCGGAUUUGGUGUUGGGUGUAUUUAUAAGAGCCCUGGUACCAUAAUGGCCUUAAAUUUAGCUGAUAUUACGGGGGAAACCAUAAUGGCACUUUUUUGUUUUUGGUCUCCACUUCGUUGAUAUUUUUUUUUCUCAUUUUUGUUGGGCAACUACGGGAUCAUGACUCACGAGUCACGAGACAUUCAUUUUGGGGGUAACACUGACCUUUUGAAGAUGGAUUGGUCCCUUAAAAGACAUGCUGCCGUCGCUAUCAAGUAUCAUCAACUGGUUAAGUUGUGAUUUGUUGUCUGAGAUUUUCCUAUGGUUAAUGGAGUGAUAUUAUCAUCCCUAGGUAAAAUCCACAUUUAUUCCACAUAAAAUUAGCAUUGUUUUGUGUAAAUCUUUCUCCCUCUUUCGCACAAAAAUAGUUCACAUUGAAUUUUGAGUUUUGUAGUAUAAAUUU
Molecule: messenger RNA, 2871 nt
Organism: Oldenlandia corymbosa var. corymbosa
Lineage: Eukaryota; Viridiplantae; Streptophyta; Magnoliopsida; Gentianales; Rubiaceae
Source: the annotation of a GenBank genome assembly